AUGUUUCUUAUGGGUUGUUUCUUAAUGAGAUCAAGUGCAAGAAAUUUGUCUGAAAAACAGAGAAGCGACGUCAGCAGUUUAAUGGCCUUCAAGCAAUCCUCGAUUGAAGCUGACCCAAAAGGGUUCUUGAAAAACUGGGCUCCAUCUUCUUCAACCCCAUGCUCAUGGAGUGGUAUUUCAUGCUCUGAUGAUGGUACAGUCAUUAAACUUGACUUCACCAAUGCUGGCCUAAGUGGCCACCUUCAAUUUUCUGAUCUAAUGGCCUUGCCUAAUCUUGCAAAUAUUCAAUUUAGCGGCAAUUUUUUCAGUGGAAAUAUUUCUUCAAAUGCUAAAUAUUGCAGCUUUGAGUUUCUUGAUUUGUCUCGCAACAAUAUUUCACAACCCCUUGCUGCAGAGCCUUUGCUACGCUCUUGUAACGGGCUUGUUUCUUUGAAUCUCUCACACAACCAAUUUUCCGGUGAAAUUCCGGGUACUUUCAUAACCUACUCGCCGGAAUCUUUGAAAAUUCUUGAUCUUUCACAUAAUAACUUCACCGGAAAUUUCAUGUCUGUUGAUUUUGGCACUUGUCGUAAUCUCACUGUACUGAACUUGUCCUAUAAUAGUCUUUCUGCUACUGGAUUUCCAACUAGCCUAACAAAUUGCCAAAGUCUUGAGAUUUUCGACAUCAGCCACAAUGGAAUCGAACUUAAGAUUCCAGGGAACUUGUUAGGGAAGCUUAAGAAUUUGAGGCAAUUGGCAUUAGCCCACAAUAAGUUUUCCGGGGAGAUUCCGGCAGAAUUGGGGCAAAUUUGCGGGACACUUGAGGAGCUUGAUCUUUCAGGGAACCAGUUAAUUGGGGAACUCCCUUUGAAUUUUGCGUCGUGUUCUUCACUUUUCGGUCUCAAUAUUGGUAACAAUCAACUCUCGGGCGAUUUUCUUAGUACUGUCGUCAGUUUCCUUACAAAACUCAAGUUUCUGUAUGUUCCAUUCAAUAACAUAACUGGUCCUGUGCCGGAAUCUUUGACAAACUGUACUCAGCUUCAGGUUCUGGACCUUAGUUCAAAUUCCCUGACAGGGAAUGUACCUUCUGGAUUUUGCUCGAGAACUUCAGAUUCUGCUCUAGAGAAGUUGUUACUGCCGAAUAAUUAUCUCACCGGGACAGUGCCAUCCCAGCUUGGACAGUGCAGAAACCUGAAGACAAUUGAUCUCAGCUUCAAUAGCCUAAGUGAUUCGAUUCCGAUGGAAAUCUGGGAAUUGCCUAAGCUUUCGGACGUGGUUAUGUGGGCUAAUAACCUGACGGGUGAAAUUCCAGAAGGCGUUUGCAUCAAAGGAGGAAAUCUUCAGACACUGAUUCUCAACAAUAAUCUCAUUACUGGAACUCUUCCCAAGUCCAUUGUCAAGUGUAGUAAUUUAAUUUGGAUUUCGUUGUCUAGCAACCGGAUUACUGGAGAAAUACCUGCGGAUAUUGGGAACCUUGUUAACCUUGCUAUCCUUCAGUUGGGGAACAAUUCUCUUAGUGGAGUAAUCCCACAAAGCAUUGGCAAUUGCAAGAGUCUGAUAUGGCUUGAUUUGAACAGCAAUGAGUUGACUGGUUCUAUUCCAGUCGAGCUUGCUGAACAAUCCGGUCUUCUUGUUCCUGGAAUUGUUUCAGGAAAACAAUUUGCAUUUGUGAGAAAUGAGGGCGGGACAGAAUGCAGAGGUGCUGGAGGACUAGUUGAAUUCGAGGGAAUUCGUGCAGAUAGGCUGGCAAUUUUUCCCAUGGUUCACUCAUGCCCAUCAACGAGAAUAUACUCUGGUGUCACGGUUUACACUUUUACAAGCAAUGGCAGCAUGAUCUACUUUGAUCUUUCCUAUAAUCACUUGUCAGGAACAAUCCCUGAAAACUUGGGUUCGAUGAGUUUUUUGCAGGUUCUGAAUUUGGGACACAACAGCUUAACAGGAUCUAUACCCUUCAGCUUUGGAGGUCUAAAGGCUGUUGGAGUUCUUGAUCUCUCACACAAUAAUCUUCAGGGUUUCGUCCCAGGGUCAUUAGGGAGCCUCUCAUUUCUCAGCGAUCUUGAUGUUUCCAACAACAACCUUACGGGGACAAUUCCUUCAGGUGGACAGUUGACUACAUUUCCAGCUUCCAGAUAUGAUAAUAAUUCAGGCCUUUGUGGGGUUCCCCUGCCUCCUUGUGGCUCUGGAAAUGGACAUCAUUCACCGAGCUUUUCUAGUCGAGGGAAGAAGCAAAGUAUUACAUUAGGCAUGGUCAUUGGCAUUAUGUCGUCUCUGGUUUGUAUAUUCUUGCUCAUGUAUGCACUUUACAGGGUUAAGAUAACGCAACACGAGGAGGAAACCAGAGAAAAAUAUAUUGAGAGCCUCCCAACCUCUGGUAGCAGCAGUUGGAAACUCUCUAGUGUGCCCGAGCCUCUAAGCAUCAAUGUGGCAACAUUUGAAAAGCCUCUACGGAAGCUCACAUUUGCACAUUUGCUCGAAGCCACCAAUGGUUUCAGUGCUGAUAGCUUGAUUGGGGUGUCGGAUUUUGGAAUGGCGCGACUUGUGAAUGCCCUCGACACUCAUCUAAGUGUGAGUACACUGGCCGGGACCCCAGGUUAUGUUCCUCCAGAGUAUUAUCAGAGUUUCAGGUGCACUACCAAAGGAGACGUCUAUAGUUACGGUGUUGUAUUACUUGAACUUCUAUCUGGGAAGAGGCCAAUCGACCCAUCUGAAUUUGGGGACGACAACAAUCUUGUUGGAUGGGCAAAACAGCUGCAUAGAGAUAAGAGAAGUCAUGAAAUACUGGAUCCUGAAUUAAUAACAAAUGUAUCAGGUGAUGCUGAACUAUACCAUUAUCUUAAGAUUGCUUUUGAAUGUCUAGAUGAUAAGCCUUAUAGGAGGCCAACUAUGAUUCAAGUGAUGGCCAUGUUUAGAGAGCUACAGGCAGAUUCAGAAAGUGAUAUUCUUGAUGGGAUUUCAGUGAAAAAUUCAGUAAUUGAUGAAUCACAAGAAAAGGUUCCUUAG
Molecule: messenger RNA, 2979 nt
Organism: Fraxinus pennsylvanica
Lineage: Eukaryota; Viridiplantae; Streptophyta; Magnoliopsida; Lamiales; Oleaceae
Source: the annotation of a GenBank genome assembly